Messenger RNA from Prunus avium (sweet cherry), 1683 nucleotides. Lineage: Eukaryota; Viridiplantae; Streptophyta; Magnoliopsida; Rosales; Rosaceae. The record is from RefSeq and is a predicted model, not a curated record.
AUGAGCCUUUCCAACUCCAUUUCUCUUGUGUUUUUCUCAUCUUUUUGCAUCCAUGCUCUCAUUCUUCACUCAAUCUGUCUUUGCUUGGCCCUUCCCGGAAAUGAGACGGAUCGACUAGCCUUGCUUGAAGUCAAGGCUAGAAUACCCAGCGACCCCUUUGGAGUCCUGGCUUCAUGGAACGAAACCAACCACUUUUGCGGUUGGCAUGGCGUUACAUGUGGUCGUCGUCACCAGAGGGUCACCAGUUUGUCCCUCAAGUCGUUGAAACUAGCAGGCUCUAUAUCACCCCAUGUUGGAAACUUGAGCUUUUUGAGAGCACUUCAUCUCCAAAACAACAGCUUCAGCCAUGAAAUACCCCCAGCAAUUGGCCAUCUGCGCAGAUUGGAAGAUCUACGACUGGACAACAAUUCACUAACCGGUGAAAUUCCCUCUAAUAUAUCAGGUUGCUCUCCACUCAUAGAGAUCGUUCUUGGUUACAAUUUUCUGGUUGGAAAAAUUCCAGAGGAGCUUGGCACCUUGUCCAAGCUAAGACUUAUUGUCAUUCAGAAUAACCACCUUACGGGAAGUGUCCCUUACUCUUUUGGCAACUUAUCUUCUCUUGAAGCUCUCUAUGCAUCUUCUAAUAAUUUAACUGGGAGUAUUCCAGAUAUUUUUGGCCAACUGACCAAUUUAAGUACUCUUGUAUUGGAUCUAAAUGGCUUAUCAGGUGUGAUCCCUCCCUCAUUUUUCAAUCUCUCUUCUAUCACUAAUUUUGGUGCUUCUUAUAACAAAAUUCAAGGGACUUUGCCCUCAAACUUCCGCGUUGCCUUCCAAAGUCUCCAAUUUUUUCGUAUCAGCUAUAACCAAGUUACUGGACCCAUCCCUGCUUCAAUAUCAAAUGCCUCAAAUCUAGUUGCACUUGGACUGGGAGUAAACCAACUGCAUGGAAAAGUCCCUUCUAUGAAAAAUUUGAUUAGCCUUGAGGAGUUUGUUCUUCCUGGAAAUCAGCUUGGAAGUGAGGGAAUUGAUGACUUGACCUUUCUUUGCCAUUUGACUAAUGCCACCCGUUUAAGAAUACUGCAAAUUGGUAAUAACACUUUCGGUGGUAUGCUACCUCAAUGCAUAGCAAACUUGUCGUCUUCUAUUCAAUUCUUCCAUGUAAGUGACAAUAAAAUAUUCGGAAGCAUCCCAAAUGGCAUUGGAAAUCUGGUUAACUUGGAGAGCGUUCAGCUGUUCGCGAACCGGUUUUCAGGUCACAUUCCCCCUCAUGUAGGCAAGCUUCAGAGGUUAUAUGAACUAUCUAUGAAUAACAACUUUCUCUCCGGGAAUGUUCCAUCCUCAUUGGGAAAUUUAAGUCGAUUAACAAUAUUAUCUCUAUAUGGCAACAAACUUCGAGGCAAUGUUCCUUCAAGUUUGGCAGAGUGUCAAAAUUUGAUGGUCUUAUCUCUUGACGCUAACGAUUUUAACGGAAUCAUACCCCAAGAAAUCAGUGGUCUCUUGUCCUUAUAUGAUUUCAGUUUUUCUCAAAAUCAUUUCACUGGUUCCCUUCCCCGGGAUAUAGGAAAGUUAAUAAAUCUACAGUAUUUAGUGAUCUCUGGAAACAAGUUAUUUGGUGAAAUUCCGCCAAGCCUUGGUAGCUGUAUUAGAUUAGAGUAUCUAGACAUGGCUGAAAACUUCUUCCUGUUGGAAAAUUGGCUUGCAUAA